Messenger RNA from Soboliphyme baturini, 723 nucleotides. NCBI's taxonomy places the organism in Eukaryota, Metazoa, Nematoda, Enoplea, Dioctophymatida, Soboliphymatidae. The record is from the annotation of a GenBank genome assembly.
AUGGGCUUACUUGGCAUGUUCUUCGCUCGCAUUCACUAUGCCGACCGAUCGAAACGCCAGAGAGCGAAAGAAAUGGAAAUGGAAUGGAACUGUUCACCAAAUCAGCUUUUGGAACGGAAAUUGUUCACCAGUGUUUUUUAUAACCAUUACACUCCACCAUCUGGAUUCGACUUUGGAGGAGGUGUAGGAAGUCUGCAAAUUGAGCAACAUACGGAUUUCAAGGUCAAUGUCAUGUACUCAACGCCUGCGUGUUAUCUGAAAGCGCUGCUGGAAUCAGGAGUUCCUUUCCCAAAGAAAGUCGAUGACUUCUUCCCGUACGAAAUGGAAGCAAAUUCAUAUUGGUCAGGAUACUUUACCAGCCGUCCAACGUUCAAGUGGCUUGCUAGAUAUGCCAAUAAUCUUUUACAGGUCUGUCAAGCGAUAGAACUCGCUUCAAACGGGGAAAUGAAGCACGAGGAAGAUGUCGCUACCUUGCGCCGUGCACUUGCCAUCGUUCAACACCAUGACGCUAUAACCGGAACUUCAACCCAAGCAGUGACGGAGAAUUAUUACAGCAUGCUCAUCGAAGGAAUCGAAAAAUGCCAGGACGUUUUAAACAACGCGUGGAUGGAAACUGCUGCGUCAACUUUCAUCCAUGAGCCUGUGCCGUAUCAAACCUUUUGUAAUUUGAUCAACUGCAGCGUCUGUCGUGUUUCUCAGGAAUCUUCCAAGGUACACGAAUAG